CGACGUGAGCGCGCUUGUGCAUGCGCAGGGCGGGGAGACCUUGGAAAACUCAACAGGCGCCUGGCGGAGGUGAAAGCACUGGCGGAAGGGCCGGCACUGGGGCAAAAUGCAGAGCUGGAGCCGUGUGUACUGUUCCUUAGCCAAGAGGGGCCAUUUCAGUCGACUAUCUCAUGGCCUACAAGGAGUUUCUGCAGUGCCCCUAAGAACUUACGCAGAUCAGCCAAUUGAUGCUGAUGUAACAGUGAUAGGUUCUGGCCCUGGAGGAUAUGUUGCUGCCGUUAAAGCUGCCCAGUUAGGCUUUAAGACAGUUUGCAUUGAGAAGAAUGAAACUCUGGGUGGAACAUGCUUGAAUGUUGGCUGCAUUCCUUCCAAGGCUUUAUUGAAUAACUCUCAUUAUUACCAUUUGGCCCAUGGAAAAGAUUUUGCGUCUAGGGGAAUUGAAAUAUCAGAAGUUCGCUUGAAUUUAGAGAAGAUGAUGGAGCAGAAGAGGUCUGCAGUAAAAGCAUUAACAGGUGGAAUUGCCCACUUAUUCAAACAAAAUAAGGUUGUUCACGUGAAUGGAUUUGGGAAGAUAACUGGCAAAAAUCAGGUGACGGCUACAAAAGCAGAUGGCAGCACUCAGGUUAUUGGUACCAAAAACAUUCUUAUAGCUACGGGUUCAGAAGUAACUCCUUUUCCUGGAAUCACGAUUGAUGAAGAUACAGUAGUGUCAUCUACAGGAGCUUUAUCUUUAAAAAAAGUUCCAGAAAAGUUGGUUGUUAUUGGUGCAGGAGUAAUUGGUGUAGAAUUGGGUUCAGUGUGGCAAAGACUUGGUGCAGAUGUGACAGCAGUUGAAUUUUUGGGUCAUGUAGGUGGAAUUGGAAUUGACAUGGAGAUAUCAAAAAAUUUUCAACGCAUACUUCAAAAGCAAGGGUUUAAAUUUAAACUGAAUACCAAAGUUACUGGUGCCACCAAGAAGUCAGAUGGGAAAAUUGAUGUAUCUACUGAAGCUGCUUCUGGUGGCAAAGCUGAAGUUAUCACUUGUGAUGUUCUUUUGGUUUGCAUUGGUCGACGACCCUUUACUCAGAAUUUGGGACUAGAAGAGCUUGGAAUUGAGCUAGAUCCCAGAGGUAGAAUUCCAGUCAAUACCAGAUUCCAAACUAAAAUUCCAAAUAUCUAUGCUAUUGGGGAUGUGAUUGCUGGUCCAAUGCUGGCUCACAAAGCAGAAGAUGAAGGUAUCAUCUGUGUUGAAGGAAUGGCUGGCGGUGCUGUGCACAUUGACUAUAAUUGUGUGCCGUCGGUGAUUUACACACACCCUGAGGUUGCUUGGGUUGGCAAAUCAGAAGAACAGUUGAAAGAAGAGGGUAUUGAGUACAAAGUUGGGAAAUUCCCAUUUGCAGCAAACAGCAGAGCUAAAACAAAUGCUGACACAGAUGGCAUGGUGAAGAUUCUUGGACAGAAAUCAACAGAUAGAGUACUGGGAGCACACAUUCUAGGACCAGGUGCUGGAGAAAUGGUAAAUGAAGCUGCUCUGGCUUUGGAAUAUGGAGCGUCCUGUGAAGACAUAGCUAGAGUCUGCCAUGCACAUCCGACUUUAUCAGAAGCUUUUAGAGAAGCAAACCUGGCUGCAUCGUUUGGCAAAGCAAUCAACUUUUAAAUUAGAAGAAGGUUAUUUUUUUUUUUCUGAAAUCUGGAAUCUUUUAUAGAGGUCACAUUUUUGAACAGCAUAAACUCACAGUUCCAGGAAUUUUUAGGAUGGAAUUAUGAAACUUUUGGGAGGUAUUUAAUAGGUUUGAACAGAAUGGAAUAAUCUUGUAUCUAUAUUUUAAGUAAAUAUCUUCUUUCAGUGCAUUAACAGAGCAGACAAGACUGUAUAGUAGUAUCCUGGGAAGUUUUCAGCCUGCAUUUUCAUGCUAUUUAUAGAAGAUUGGACUUCAUUGAAUUAACGUUAUUUCUGAUUCAGUGAGGUGGAAUCUACUUCAUAAGGAAGGAGCUUGAGUAUAGUACUGAACAAUUGUAUUUGAAUAAAACUGAUGAAGUUACUUUUAAAUUUGGUUUUCAUAUUGGAAACAAGUCAGUGAUUAGAACAAGAUUCAAAUAUGUACAAACAUGUAAAUAAAAGCGACUGUCUCUCAUUUUAUUUAACUCCCAAAUUCUUAGUUUAGAGGUAGAAGUAUAUAUUUAAGGGUUAAGGUUUUAGAAGGUCUACAAGUCUAAAGGGCAUUGCCCAAAUGAAGAUACUGUCCACAAAACAAAAAUAUUAAAUAGAAACUCAAAUGUAUUAUACCAAGGAAUGAAGGUAUCAAAAUAAACAUGUCUUAAAUACUU
This is a messenger RNA of Nannospalax galili (Upper Galilee mountains blind mole rat), 2307 nucleotides long. It is a transcript of the gene Dld, whose product is annotated as dihydrolipoamide dehydrogenase. The transcript has 14 exons. Lineage: Eukaryota; Metazoa; Chordata; Mammalia; Rodentia; Spalacidae. Gene Ontology annotation, cellular component: mitochondrion; oxoglutarate dehydrogenase complex. The record is from RefSeq and is a predicted model, not a curated record. Gene Ontology annotation, molecular function: flavin adenine dinucleotide binding; dihydrolipoyl dehydrogenase (NADH) activity. Bases 107 to 1636 code for a protein of 509 amino acids.